This is a messenger RNA of Suillus subaureus, 911 nucleotides long. Its product is annotated as CHY zinc finger-domain-containing protein. The record is from RefSeq and is a predicted model, not a curated record. Gene Ontology annotation, molecular function: zinc ion binding. The transcript is spliced from 4 exons. Gene Ontology annotation, cellular component: mitochondrial intermembrane space. Gene Ontology annotation, biological process: protein import into mitochondrial intermembrane space. Lineage: Eukaryota; Fungi; Basidiomycota; Agaricomycetes; Boletales; Suillaceae. The coding region runs from base 77 to 442 and encodes 121 amino acids.
UCUUGCAAAAAUUUGAGUCGAGGUCCCUCAGAUCAUAUCCGAGUGCCAUCGUAGUGACUUCUGCUUGUUCAUCGUGAUGUGCAAACAUAUAUUAAAUGCUCAAGUUUCGAUACGAGCUCCAUGCUGCAAGCAAUGGUUUGAUUGCGCAGAGUGUCACGCGGAGACGCAGGAUCAUAUGUUAAGGAAGACAACUGAGAUGGCGUUCAUGUGCAAGAAGUGCAAGAAGGCCUUUAGGAAGGAUAUGUCAAACUACGAGGAAAGCGAUGAGUUUUGCCCGCACUGCGAUAAUCACUAUGUCAUUGAUGCCAAGACGCCGCAGGCAGUGAUCGGAGUUGAGGGCGAAGAUACGCGAGUUGACGCACGGAUGCUCAAAGACGAUCGGGUUCAACAAGAUCCAAUGCGAUCUAUCUUUUCAAAGGAUUUUUCGGAUAGAGUGGGAUGAUGUCUCUCUUGACACCCUUGCGUUCCCUGUUUUCCACCUGUGUUGCAUGCUAUCACUGUCUCUAUUGGAUUAGGAUGACGAUCCAUUUUAUCGUCAUUUGCCCUUUCCUCGGCGUGAUUGACCGACGUCUAUGCAGCCCCUUGGAGCAAGAGCAUUCGAGUUGUACAGACUGGAUCUUGAUCUCAGUGACUGAUGCGUCUGAUACAGACAACUAAAGUAUAGAUCGAUCACUCGUUCAGCGCUGCAGCGCUCAAUACUCGGCACUCAUUCCACACUGAGUCGUAUCGGUGAGACGCGUAACUUAAAGCGCACGAACCCCAGGAAUCCUAUUUAACUGUAACGGUCGUAUCUGAUGUGGAGCGAUGUUUAACAGAUCAAAUUACAUCUCGCAUGAAACAACAUUAACAUCAAUCGGUGCAUAUCUAUAUACAGAGUAUAAGAUGGAACUGUGGUCCACCCGUGUGUGCUG